AUGGCUCCUAACCAGACUUCAAGGCCUCAUACUGCUGGCGGGGGCGAUAGCAGCAGUGGCAGCAGCAGCAGCGUAACUGGCGCUCUGCACCAGCAGCACAAGCUGUCAAAUAUGCUAGUGCUUUCAAAGGAAGAGUUCGAUGCAGCGCACAAAGCCACAGACCAGUGGCUUCGAGUCGUGGAGGAGGUGCUACUGCCCCCAAUUGACUACAGGGAGCACAAAGGGAGAUACGGCAAGGUUUGCGUUAUUGGAGGCUCGGCGGCCUUUACAGGGGCCCCCUACUUUGUUGCAUCUGCGGCUCUCCGGAUGGGGGCGGACCUGGCUACUGUCAUCACUACCCCCAGCGCCGCUGUGCCUAUAAAGUCGUACAGCCCGGAACUCCUUGUUUACCCUAUCUUGCCUUGCCGCUAUGGGCCGCACGGGAAAGCCACCGAACAUGAUGGCCCCUUCGACUAUCCGAUGGAAUUGGCGCGGCUGAGAAUCCACGUCCGCUUCUCAGUUGCUUUUACAUUUGAUGUUGGUGCUGCUCUUGCGGAGCCGCUCUUGCGCAAGGCUGACGUCGUUGUGAUGGGCCCUGGCCUUGGAGGCAGCAGCAAUUAUCGCAUUCACGAGGAAGAUGAAUUGCAGCAGCAGCAUCACCAGCAGCAGCAUCAACAGCAGGCGCAGCACCAGCAGCACGGAAACAAAUCUGGAGACAAGUCUGUCAGUGGGGGGCGUUUUUCGCAGCUCUUUAAGGGCGCGAUUGACGACGUACAUAAGGUAGUUAGGGGCACAUCGUCUUCUUGCUCUGGAGCAGAUCAGAAAGCAGCAGGAACAACAGCAGCAGCAGAUCCCACGAACCCAGUCACAAUGGACCAUGGAAAACUUAAAGCUGCUGCAAAAGAAGCUGAAGCUGCUGCAGCUGUCACUCAAAAAGCAGCAAUUAUGCUGUUGAGGCUCUGCAUACAUCUGCGUAAACCCCUCGUGAGUCGUGCAGCUGCAGCAGCAACCGCAGCAACAGCAGUAGCGGCCACGAAGCGGACAGCAAUACUUGGUGCCUGCACCAUACUGGAUGCGGACAUGCUCCGCAUUUUGUCGAUUCCUGGGCACGAGCAUUUUUUAUCCUUGUUGGAGGGUUAUGGAGAAGCAGUAUUGACGCCAAAUGCAUAUGAGUUAGAUUUGCUGCUGCAGGCGCUGCGGCGGCACCAGCAGCAGCAGAAGAGUGGAGCAGCAGGAGCAGCAGCGUCAGCAACAACAGCAGAGCGUCCUGCGCAUUGCAUGACGCAUGCAUUACUACCGGAGUCUGUGAAGGCGGAGGGCCUAGCGGGGAGUAUCGCAGAAGCUGUGUUGUUAUUGCGAGGCCCUGGUGUGUUUGCAAAGGGGCGCGUCGACUUGCUGGGGGUUUAUGAAGGGCAAUUGGGAGGAGGCGAGAGCAGCACGCAACACGGCCAAGUGUUUGCUGCUGUUGGCAGCCUGGAUGUGCGUUUCUUAGGGGCUCCCAAACGCUCAGGAGGCCAAGGCGAUGUACUAUGUGGAGUUUUGGCUCAGAUGUUGGUGUGGGGAGAGCGGCGAAGGGGGCAACAGCUACUGAAGGAAGUGGAGGUAGCAGCGGAGGCGGUGGGCUUGAAGGUGCCCUUCUGUAGCAGCCCCACAACUCCCCAACUCUUCCUGAUGCAUGCAGCGAGUCUACUCACCAGACAAGCCGCCGCUCUGGCCUUCAGACACCACGGACGAGGACUUAGUGUCAACCAAAUCCUAGAUAGGCUCAGCGCUGCUGCAGCGAUUCUCUUUCCAAACGCUUGGCUGCAGCAGGAGACAGCCUAA
Eimeria maxima is the source of this 1803-nucleotide messenger RNA. Its product is annotated as ATP-dependent (S)-NAD(P)H-hydrate dehydratase , related. Gene Ontology annotation, biological process: metabolite repair. The transcript is spliced from 7 exons. The coding region runs from base 1 to 1803 and encodes 600 amino acids. Lineage: Eukaryota; Apicomplexa; Conoidasida; Eucoccidiorida; Eimeriidae. Gene Ontology annotation, molecular function: ATP-dependent NAD(P)H-hydrate dehydratase activity. The record is from RefSeq and is a predicted model, not a curated record.